CACACAAAGCAGCGGGCACAGUCUGCCUCUGUCCCAGACAGCCGUGCCAACGUACUGAAUCAGACAACAGCAUCGGCGGGAUGGCUCCAAAAUACAGGCUGGUGUACUUUAACGUCCGGGGGAGAGCCGAGCUGACCCGACUGCUGUUCGCGGCGGCAGACCUGGAGUACCAGGACCAGCGCUUCGAGUUCGGGUCGGACCAGUGGAAGGAGCUAAAACCAAAUACUCCCAUGGGCCAGGCACCUCUACUGUACGUUGAUGACGUCGCACUCUGCCAGAGCAUGACGAUCGCUCGUUACGUGGCAAGGACAACAGGCCUGGCGGGUCGGACUCCUAUAGAAGAGGCUACAGCUGACAUGAUUGUGGACGGGCUGGACGACAUGCAGAGGAAACUGGUGGCCAUGUUCAAUGAGAAGGGCGACGAAAAGAAGGCGGAGCUUCAAAAGGAGUUUGUAGGAUCGUUCCUUCCACAGUUUCUUGGCAACUACGAGAAGUUAGCCGGCGCGGAGGGAUUCUUCGUUGGUGAUUCGCUGACCUGGGCCGACAUCGCGUUCUUCAACCUGAUGGGCUGGGUGACGCCCAUGGACCCGGCCGUGCUGGGCGGCUUCCCAAACCUGAGCAAAGUCAUGGACAACGUGCAGUCCCAGCGGGGAAUCGCUAGGUGGCUCAAGGAGCGCCCGCAGACCAAAAUGUAGCCGUUGACGUUGCCAUGACAACAACUAACUAGAGCUAGUCGUUUGUGAAGACCAAACAGACACUGCACGAAAUCCUACCUUAAAGUAUCCAUAAAGGUAUACGCAAGAAGAAACGAAAUCUUUUAGCAUACUUUAAUUUUAGUGAAAAGAAUAUGGAUUUUGUCUAGUGACAGCACAAGAUACAAGGAAGGAUAACAUAGCUUUUUAGUGGAUUGCAGUAUAUGUAUUACAGUACAUGUAUUUCAAGCUAACACCAACUUACACACUUAGAUACGAAAGGCUAACCAAAUUAGAUAGAAAAGUAUUUCCUAAC
This is a messenger RNA of Branchiostoma belcheri (Belcher's lancelet), 1008 nucleotides long. RefSeq names its product hematopoietic prostaglandin D synthase-like. Lineage: Eukaryota; Metazoa; Chordata; Leptocardii; Amphioxiformes; Branchiostomatidae. Gene Ontology annotation, molecular function: glutathione transferase activity. The record is from RefSeq and is a predicted model, not a curated record. Bases 81 to 695 code for a protein of 204 amino acids. The transcript is spliced from 6 exons. Gene Ontology annotation, biological process: glutathione metabolic process.